Molecule: messenger RNA, 2551 nt
Organism: Bipolaris sorokiniana ND90Pr
Lineage: Eukaryota; Fungi; Ascomycota; Dothideomycetes; Pleosporales; Pleosporaceae
Exons: 1
Coding region: 289-2199 (636 amino acids)
Source: RefSeq, a predicted model, not a curated record
CUUUCGUCAUCACGUGGUGCCACGUCUGCCCUCAUGCAUCAUGUUUUUAUGUUUCAUUUUCAAGAAUAUACCUGCUGCGUCCUGACCGCGUUUUCACCUUCAAUCAAAAUCGGUUGCGCGGCUGUCGCUCAUGGGCCUGACUCGCGCGUUCCGUUUUCUCCAAACAGUAGCCUAACACUUCACAACUUUAUUAAUCACCAACGCUACACUUGUAUGAUAUGAACAAACCGCGUGCGGCUGCACCCUUUUCACUUCAUGAAGAGAGAUACCGUGCCAGUGAAACCCUCAAUGAACUAUAUCAAUCGCUUCAUCAACCGGCACUUGUCGCCGCGUCCGCGUACACAACGACCCUCUCAGCCGCCGAAACCCCUAGCGAGCUCCCAUCACCAACAAAGGAUACGCUUGCGCCCUCAUUCUCACCACAAGCACAAGCGACGCAAACGCCGCCGGGAGAUGACGGCUUUCAAGGGACCUUGGUCUAGCGACCUUGAUUCAUUCAAGAAGUUGGUGCACUCGAUACCAGAGCAGUACAAGCCCUCUUUCGCUACUUCCUCAAAGGCAACGCUCGACAAGAUUUGCGAUCCAGGCGUGCUACAUGUCUGGGAGUCGAACUCUGACGUCGACAGCUUGCUACAGCUCGCCUCAAUCAUUGCUAAGCUCUGCAAUCUUGGAGUGCGCAAGAACGCCGGCGCGAAUCCUAAGGAUGGCUGUAUGGUAAUUAUCGCUGAAGAGAACAGCAGUGGGAGCAACUUUAGUCGAAUCUGCGAGUAUGUUGGUUACUUGACGGGAGCCAAAUCACGGAACCACCUCGAAGACACUGUUGCCGCGUAUGGCAAGAUUGUUGUGGUCAGGGGCUGGGACAACAGUGUACUGAGUGGGCAGCGUGAGGCGCUUGAGAAGACUGUCCGACGAAUCAACAUAGCGAUUGAGCGUGUCUUGAAGAUGGGAAAGUUUGAAGGCAAGAAGAGGAAGAUUGUGUGGCAUCACAAUGCAGUCAUACCCUUCUUGUUGCAUUGGAUCAACACCACGACACCGGCCUUGCGCUUGACCAUAUCUGCGAUUACCAUCACUGGCUCACUGGACUUCUCCACUGGCAUUGGACCCUCUAUUGCCGGUCGCGCAAACAAGGUACCUGACCUCGAGCGCCUAGAACAGUAUGCGAAGAAGCUUGGCGUUCCAGUUGUCUUUCUCGACUCGUCGUCACAGCUCAUCAACUUUGACUAUUUGGGUACAUACAUGUACUACUACGCCUACUACAUCAACACCUUCCUACCUUCCUCACUAUCUCGACCUCACCUCGAGAAAGCUCAGGACGAACUCGUCACCUUUGCAUUCAGACUCCGCGCAGCCAGCGAAGCCAAGUACGGCAUCGAGGCAGUCAAAAUGGUACAAAAGUACCUGGACCCACGCACCGCCAAACAAUGGGCACACAACUGCAUCAACAAAGACAGCUACGAGAAAUCCAAAUGCCGCGCCGCCGGCAAAGACGAAUCAAUCCACCACGCCGUCCAACUUGCCGACUGCCCCUUCGCCCGCUUCUCCCCGACCCCCGGCGUCCCUGCCUUCGCGCGCCUCGCGGUCGGCCCAGCCUCCACCUCGACAAAAGACCACUACACCGCCGCCCCCGUCAGCAUCGCAUUCCGAAAAUCGCAAUUCCGCCCCGCCAGCCCAUCAACCUUCUACAUCCUCAUCCCGCAAGCCAGUCAGGACCUCGAAAAAGUCACAAACCGCAUCCAAGGCCUCAUGAUGGCGGUCCUCGAGCGCGUCCGCCGCGAAAAAGGUAACCCGGUGCUCGGCGACGCCGAGAAGAGCAUGUGGCGCGAUGUCGUCAAAGCGUGUAGCUGGGCGCUUGAUGGAAGUGAGGAGAAGAUGCCAAAGGAGAUGGUGCGCAAGGUGCGGUUUGUGAAGCAGAAACUCAAGUCCGGGACGUGGGGGUAUGCGGUUAAUGCUCCGGCCACUAACGCUGAUGCUGCGGGUGGAGCAGCGAGCAAUGGGGCCGUGCAGCAGGGCGUUGAGAUGAAUCGACCGUAUGCGUUUGAUCAGGGCAAGGGGCAGAGUGCUACGCCGGGGUAUUAUCAGGGUGGCGUACAGCAUGUGCUUCAGGCGCCGUUGGAUGGCGCUGUUCAGGUUGCGCCUGCGCAGGUUUAUCCUAGUGUUGGGCUUGGAGGGCUUCGCGGGAGUGGGCGCGGGUUUACUUGACAUAUUGCUUUCUUUUGUUUUAAAGGUAUGCUGGCAUUGCAGUUGUUUCCUUUUUCCCCUUCUUUCCUUCUUCCUUCUUGUUUACACUUUUAGCGUUGUCGGACAUGCAUGAGCAUUGAGCAUGUGGAGUUUAGGUCAUGACCUGACGAUCAGAUGAUGCAUGGAUGGGUAUAUAUCUUAUGAGUAAUGAUACUUAUGAUUGAGUAUGUUCUAAGCAUAAUACCGCUUUCUGUGUGCUGGUAAUGAAAACGGCAGAGUGAAGAAGUGUAGUCGAGUAUAUUUAUUUGGUAGUGUUUUUUUUGUUGAAUUGGUCUGCUUUCUAUAUUUUGUCGAUACUCAUUUUGAGGGCUGG